This is a messenger RNA of Pomacea canaliculata, 1254 nucleotides long. Its product is annotated as proteasome subunit beta type-1-B-like. The record is from RefSeq and is a predicted model, not a curated record. Gene Ontology annotation, cellular component: proteasome core complex. The transcript is spliced from 7 exons. Bases 123 to 821 code for a protein of 232 amino acids. Lineage: Eukaryota; Metazoa; Mollusca; Gastropoda; Architaenioglossa; Ampullariidae.
GAGUUAUCUACCUUGAUAUCUCCGAUGAGAAAUAAUAGACACAGCUGUUGCAAAAUAUAGUUUUUAACUUCCGGUGUGCAAGUCAUCGAAGAAAGAAGGUACGGUUUAACUACAAACAAGACAUGUUUGCCACACCAGAUCAUCUACACAUGUCACAGUUUGGAGCGGGAAAGGAAACUCCCUUCUCUCCUUAUGACGACAAUGGAGGGACAGUACUAGCAAUUGCUGGUGAAGAUUUUGCUGUUAUAGCAUCAGAUACCCGUCUUAGUCAGGGCUACUCCAUUUUGUCUCGUGACACUCCCAGAAUAAAUGAGCUAACUGGGACAACUGUGGUUGGCAGCUGUGGUUUUCAUGGUGAUGUUCUCACUCUGACUAAAGUGUUACAGGCCAGACUCAUGAUGUUUGAACAGUUACACAACAAAGAAAUGGAUACAUCUUCUGUGGCAGCCAUGCUCUCUACUAUUUUAUAUUACCGGCGUUUUUUCCCUUAUUAUGUUUACAACAUUGUGGCUGGUCUAGAUGCUGAAGGUAAAGGAUGUGUGUUUAGCUUUGACCCAGUGGGAUCUUACGAAAGAGAAACAUAUCGUGCUGGAGGCUCAGCAAGUGCUAUGCUUCAGCCUUUACUGGAUAAUCAGAUUGGCUUUAAGAACCAGACAGGAGUCAGUCAGGUCCCGCUGUCCCAAGAAAAAGCAGUGGCACUGGUGCGAGACGUGUUCACUUCAGCUGCAGAGCGAGACAUCCACACUGGAGAUAGUGUUGUCAUAAAUGUCAUCUCUAAAACUGGCAUCACCACUGAAAGAUACCCACUCAGACGUGACUAGUUGAUUCAUGAUUUCAGCUUUUAGGUUUUGGUAGGAGCAUUUCCUUAUUGCUCUGUGGCAAGACUAGGUUAAGUUUAAAAACAAAUUGAACUUUUUUUUUUGAUUUGAUAAAUUUAAACAAUACUAGUUGUUUGGUAGUUUGGUUUAGCUGGUUUGGCAUUUAAGCUAGACCUUAUAUGUGUUGCAGAUCUAACAUUUAAAGUGCAGGCUUUUGUUCUUUUACAGGACCAUAUUUAUGUUUCACAAUCUCUGCAUAAAAAAUUUCAUUUGUAUGUUUGCAACACUUCACCUGGUAUCAUCAUAUUAUAAUUUUCCUGGAGUAGUGAAGACUGAAUCCAUUGCAUGAUAAUUAAGAGAGAAGAUAAUACAUUUCAAAAAUGUUGAUUUCAUUUCCAUCUGCAGAAUUGUGUGACAUUAAAAGGACAUUUUUGAA